UAAAAUGAAAAAUGUGCAUAUGCCAGGUUUGAGUGUAGAGGAGGAGUUUAUAUAAACAGCUCAGCUCAGUUAGAGACCGAUGGAAGAGACGCAGAACAUGGAGAGUCACUUUAAUGAUUCCGCCAGUUCAGACAGCAACGACUGCCAGAGGGUAGACCAAUAUGGAUUUGAGAGAGCGGAAGAUUUCAACUAUGAAUCCUAUGAGGACUUUAUGUCCAGGCAUUUAGCUGUUGUCACUAGAAGGUCAAAGAAGUGGACGAAACUUUUGCAGGGCACUGUAAAAGUUGAGAAAAACAUAAAAGUGAAGCGAUAUGUGAGGAAAGGGGUUCCAUGUGAACAUCGCACUCAGAUCUGGAUGGCAGCUAGUGGAGCCCAGGACCAGCUGGACAGAAAUCCUGGCUACUAUCAUUCUCUAUUAAAGGCUGAGCAUGACCCUAAAAUAGAAGAGGUUAUACGUGCUGAUAUGCACAGAACCUUUCCUGACAACAUUCAGUUUCGUGCCUCCUCCGAGCCAUGUUUACAGAAAGCCCUGUUUAAUGUACUACUGGCCUAUGGAUACCACAAUAAGGAUGUUGGUUACUGUCAGGGAAUGAACUUUAUUGCUGGAUACCUCCUCAUCAUCACCAAAGAUGAAGAGAAGUCUUUCUGGUUAAUGGAUGCUUUAAUUGGCAAGAUCUUACCAGACUAUUACACACCAACAAUGCUGGGGCUUCAAAUGGAUCAAGAGGUGCUUGGAGAGCUUGUCAGGAUGAAGGUUCCUGCUGUCUGGCAGGUCAUGAAUAGACACAAUGUAAUGUGGACCCUGGUGGUUUCACGCUGGUUCAUCUGCCUGUAUGUGGACAUACUUCCUGUAGAGACAGUGCUGAGAAUAUGGGACUGCCUGUUUUACGAGGGAUCCAAGAUCCUGUUCAGAGUGGCUUUGACGAUGAUUCGUCACAAUGAGAACCUCAUCUCACAGGCACAGAGUCUCUCAGAAAUCUGCGAACGCUUCAAACAGAUCACUAAUGGGGAGUACGUAGAGGACUGCCAUACAUUCAUGCAGAAAAUCUUUAUGGAGCCCGGAGGUCUCUCUACAGCAACAAUUACUAAACUCAGGAAGAUGUGCAGGAAUCGCAUUACUUCUGCUUGAACAUGAAAUACAGUUCUGCAUGUUCAGCAUGUGAGAUGAGAAUCUAUUACUUAAUGUGUGGAAAAACUUUAUGGUAUGUUAAGAUUUUAUAUGAAUAUUUUAAACAUAAUGAAAGGGAUACACUACCUUUCAAAAGUUUGGGGUCAGUAAGAUUAUUAUUAUUAUUUUUUAAUAUGUCUCUGAUGAUUACCAAGUCUGCAUUUAUUUGAUCAAAAUACAAAAAAACAGUAACAUUGUAAAAUAUAAUAUACAAUUUAAAAUUAUGUUUUCUAUUUUUAUAGAAACAUUUAAAGAUGCAAUUUAUCCAUGUGAUGGCAAAAGCUUCAGUGUCACAGGAGCUUUUAGAAAUCAUUUUAAUUUUCUGAUUUGGUGUUUUCAUGGAUCGUAAUCUUUCAUGGAUACCGUGCUUAAUGUUGUUUUAUUGAUGGAAAAUCAAGAAAGCAUUUAUUGAAUGCUUUUGUAACAUAUAUUAAAUGUGACUUUUGAUCAAUUUAAUGUGUCGAUGCUUAAUAAAAGUAUUCAUUUUCCAAAAGAUUUUAAUGACCCCAACCCUUUGAACAGUAGUUCACCCCCCCAAAAUUUUUUAUCAUUAACUGGAGGCAUACCGUUCCAAACCUGUAUGAUCUGUAACCUACUGAUAUUUACUGGUACCUACUGGUAGAUAUUUAGAAUUUUCAUUGAGUAAACAAUCUAAGAGGUAUUCAC
This is a messenger RNA of Carassius auratus (goldfish), 1834 nucleotides long. Its product is annotated as growth hormone-regulated TBC protein 1-A-like. The record is from RefSeq and is a predicted model, not a curated record. The transcript has 8 exons. Gene Ontology annotation, biological process: regulation of GTPase activity. The coding region runs from base 80 to 1129 and encodes 349 amino acids. NCBI's taxonomy places the organism in Eukaryota, Metazoa, Chordata, Actinopteri, Cypriniformes, Cyprinidae. Gene Ontology annotation, molecular function: GTPase activator activity; small GTPase binding.